AUGAACAUUGUGUACCACAUCCUUCGAGAGGGCCAAGACAUUUACAAGACUACUCCCCGGCGGGGCUACAACCGUUAUCAAUUGUUGCACAAGGCUGUUAAGCGGUACAAGCAUGACCGCGAUUAUCAAUUGUUGCACGACCAGGUUUCGGAUAUUUUGGCCCAGAUAUUCAAGUCUGAUAUGGAGAAAUUGAAAUUCAAGGAGGCGGCGGAGGAGCAAAACAAAAACAACCAAUUAAAGCAAUUAUCUGAAUCUGAUAUUGAAGAAAGAAUAACCUUGGCCGCAUGCGAUAUGCAUUAUGCCUUGUCAACAUUCUCGGAGUCCAACCCCCACUACAACAUCAUUUUGCUGCUUGAAAGCAUUGCCAGGAAGUUUUUCCCGCCAGAAGAAUAUCACAAAUUAGAAUUAGAUGGAGGUCAUGGUAAAGGAAAACGGGCCAAGGCCAAAUAUGCCGACAGGGUCAUGGUCAAGCGGCUCAAGGAUGAGGUUUUUCCCUCCUUGACGAAGGCCUACUUUGCCCAGCAUUAUCCACGAGACGAGGCCAGUGCUGUUGAGACCUAUUUGGAGAAGGUGAAAGCCAUCUGCUGCUGCAGUGGCAGUGCUGGCAAGAUUUCGUCCUCCUCGUCCUUGUUGGCGGAUGCUCUGCUUCCGCAUGAGAUCACAGGCUACGUGCACCAUUGGAAUUUCGGCCACGCUGCUGAGCUCCAGUGGAAGUCAAUGGUGGAGGACGUCUACUCAAAGCAGGGCAAGUUCAAAAACUGGUUGGCUGUAUGUGAUGUCAACCCCAGAUUCAUGGACGACGAGGUCUCCUUGGAGGUCUCCAUUGCUUUGGGGCUCUUGCUGUCUGAACUGAGUGAAGAGCCAUGGAAAGGAAAGGUGAUUCAAUUCAGUCGUGAGGCUCAGCUACAUUCCAUCCAAGGCGGCAACGAUCUUAGGUACAAAUACGAGUUUGUGAGGAGGAUGAGCCGCGGUGUCGACCUUGAUUUUGAGAAGCUGUUUGAUUUGAUUCUCCAAGUGGCUGUGAAUGAGAACUUGAAGCCGGAUCAGAUGAUCAAGAAGGUGUUGGUGUUGAGUCACCCGGACUUUGAUAGUGCCAGUGUGGCCCAAACUUCUUGGGAGAUUGAUUACCAGGCAAUACAGAGCAAGUACAAGGAGAAAGGGUACGGGGAUGUUGUGCCACACAUGGUGUUUUGGACUUUGUCAAAGUACAACCCGGAGAAGCCGGUGGCGCCUCGUACACAACCGGGGGUGUCCAUUCUCAAUGGCUUCUCUAACAGUCUGCUCAAGCACUUUCUCGACAAUGAAGGCGAAAUUGGCCACGACUAUCUUAUGGAAUUAGCCAUCUCUGAUGAACGUUAUCAAGCUCUCACUGUAGUGGACUGA
Molecule: messenger RNA, 1383 nt
Organism: Prunus avium (sweet cherry)
Lineage: Eukaryota; Viridiplantae; Streptophyta; Magnoliopsida; Rosales; Rosaceae
Source: RefSeq, a predicted model, not a curated record